Molecule: messenger RNA, 499 nt
Organism: Megachile rotundata (alfalfa leafcutting bee)
Lineage: Eukaryota; Metazoa; Arthropoda; Insecta; Hymenoptera; Megachilidae
Gene: RpL30
Product: ribosomal protein L30
Cellular component (GO): cytosolic large ribosomal subunit
Molecular function (GO): RNA binding; structural constituent of ribosome
Source: RefSeq, a predicted model, not a curated record
ACGUGCGAGAUCGAGGUUCCUUUCCAACUUCGAGUGUAGAACCGAGUGAACUUCCUUUACAUUUACCGUCUGCGGUGGCAGUAGUCCUGCUGGGAAGAUAUAAUUAAAUAGUGAAAAUGGUGGCCCAAAAGAAACAGAAAAAGUCCCAGGAGGGCAUCAACACCAGGUUAGCUCUGGUUAUGAAGUCAGGAAAAUACGUCCUAGGCUACAAACAGACGCUGAAAUCCCUCCGACAAGGAAAAGCAAAAUUAGUCAUCAUUGCUAAUAACACUCCUCCACUAAGGAAAUCAGAGAUAGAAUACUAUGCUAUGCUGGCGAAGACUGGUGUACAUCAUUAUGUUGGAAACAAUAUAGAAUUGGGUACUGCUUGUGGAAAAUAUUUCCGUGUGUGUACUCUUUCUAUUACAGAUCCAGGAAAUUCUGAUAUCAUAAAAUCUAUGCCUAUUGGUGAACAAGCAUAAAUAUAUAUUUUUUAUUUAAUAAAAUUUUAAAAAAAACA